AUGCAGUCCUCCAUUCGCAGAUAUGCAUUACCUCGAGAGAGAUUAAUUCGACUUCUAUUUAAUUGCAGCCGCAACUACCCCGCUGCCGGCUUUCAAAUUGUUAACUCUGUUUUAUCACCUACCGGUACUCGAUAUGCGUCUACUCACAGCAUCCAGCAGUCUUUAGAUCUGCCAUCCUUAGAUGAAAAAUGGCGGGCGAAAUGGAUGUCUGCAGAAAGGCGAGAGACCCUGGAAGAACAGAAUGAUGAAUAUGAUGAUGGUCAGAAGAUGUACAUAUUGCCUAUGUUCCCAUAUCCAUCCGGAGACCUCCAUUUGGGCCACUUUCGAGCAUACACAAUUUCGGAUGUUCUGGCACGGUUUCAUACAAUGAAAGGCUGCAACGUUAUCCACCCAAUAGGCUGGGAUGCUUUUGGUUUGCCCGCUGAAAAUGCAGCAAUUGAACGUGGAAUAGACCCCGCAGUCUGGACGAAACAAAAUAUACAAAAGAUGAAGGAUCAGCUAGAAAUUACAACUUGCGAUCCCAAUUUUUACAAACAUACUCAGGAUAUAUUUCUUCUCCUUCAUGAACAUGGUCUGGCAUACCAAGCAGAAUCUCUGGUAAAUUAUGAUCCUGUGGAUAAAACCGUUCUAGCAAAUGAACAAGUUGAUGCAAAUGGCUGUUCGUGGCGAUCUGGAGCCAAAGUAGAGAAGAGACAACUAAAACAGUGGUUUUUAAAAAUAUCUGCAUUUAGAGAGCACCUACUCAAAGAUAUUGAUCACUUAGCUAAGGGAGGUAUGUGGCCAGAAAGAGUUCUGGCAAUGCAAAAGAAUUGGCUGGGAAAAUCGGAAGGAGCUCGAAUUGAGUUCUCCGUAUUAAAGAGUGCUCGUCAGUCUGUUGAAGUUUUCACCACUCGACCAGACACUAUUUUUGGAGUUCAAUAUAUUGCUCUUGCAGCGACACAUCCUAUUGUUCAAGAUCUUGCAAAAGAAGAUCCAAAACUGCAAGACUUUUUGGAUACAAUACCCGAUCUUCCACCCGAUUCAAAGGCUGGCUAUCUUCUUCCUACUAUUCAUGCCAUCAAUCCAUUAUCAUCUCAAGAAUCUACACCGUAUAUUUCUAAACUUCCUUUGCCCAUUUAUGUUGCACCAUACGUGCUAGGUGAUUAUGGCGAUGGCGCAGUUAUGGGAGUGCCCGGCCAUGAUACUCGAGACCAUGCAUUCUGGAAGCACAACAGCCAUGAACCACCGAGACAUGUCAUUGCUCCCACGGGGGCUACUUCCAAAGCUGUUUCCACAGACCAACCAUUUGUCCAUCCUGGAUGUCUUACAUCACAAAAUGGAUCAUUUUCUGGACAAACAACAGCUCAUGCCACGAAGGGUAUCAUAAAGCUGCUCAAAAAGAAAGGUUUUGGGUCAGCUGUUGAGACAUGGCGUCUCAGAGAUUGGCUUGUCAGUCGACAAAGAUAUUGGGGUACUCCUAUCCCGAUAAUUCAUUGUGACAGCUGUGGUCCAGUCCCUGUGCCUAAAGAUCAGCUUCCAGUUGAGCUUCCUUCCGUCGAAGGUCACUGGCUGAAAGGCAAAGCUGGCAAUCCUCUUGAUAAUGCUCACGAUUGGGUGAAUGUAUCGUGCCCCAAAUGUGGCGGGGACGCCAAAAGAGACACUGAUACUAUGGAUACUUUCGUUGAUUCUAGCUGGUAUUUUAUGAGAUUUGCUGAUCCUAAAAAUUCAAUGACGCCGUUCUCUCCACAAGCAGCCAAUGCAAUUCUCCCUGUUGAUGUAUACAUUGGGGGAGUUGAACACGCCAUUUUACAUUUACUGUAUGCUCGUUUUAUAUCAAAAUUUCUCUCGACGACUUCACUCUGGCCUGAAGGAUCAACCUCGAAAGUUCGUGGGGAGCCCUUCAAAAGGCUUUUAAGUCAGGGUAUGGUCCACGGAAAGACUUAUUUGGAUCCUACCAACGGCCGAUUUUUGAAACCUGAAGAAGUUGACCUCAGCACACCAUCGAAGCCGAUUGUUAUCGCAUCGGGUGAAGUGGCCAAUAUUAGUUUUGAAAAGAUGUCAAAAUCGAAAUAUAAUGGUGUCGACCCAGCAACUUGCAUGACCAAAUAUGGUGCCGAUGCAACAAGAGCGCACAUGCUUUUCCAAGCACCAGUGACUGAGGUCCUUGAAUGGGACGAACAAAAGAUAACUGGCAUUACCCGGUGGUUAAAACGUCUUCAUGAGUACAUAAACUCUUCGAGUACUUCGAGUACAGAACUAUCCCAGAGGACGAAACACGAUGACUUAUCCCCAAAGGAAUACCUUCUUUCUGUUCUGGAUGUUUUGAAACAAAGCAGGAACAUCUUAGGUGGUGUAUCAAAUCCGGAAACAGACAGGAUUGUGCCUUCGGAACUCACUAUCAAAUCUAUGCAAGCCGACAUCAAACUCUGGAGAGCCGUGCAACAAACUAUCAAAAGUGUCACAGAAGCUUACAGUAAAACUCAUUCACUCAAUACGAUAGUUUCUGAUCUAAUGAGUCUUACCAAUCUUGUCAUUGAAACCUCUGAAGAAAAACGGAAAAUCAGGGACACUCCGAGAGCACAACUGAUGAACAACGUUGAUCAUCUCGACAAUCCAAAUUGGAUGAAAGCAAACAUGGGCAUAAUUGAAAAAGCCGCCACUACAACAUUAAUCCAAAUGAUGGCUCCCAUCACCCCCGCUUUCUCAGAAGAAUGUUGGCAUCUUUCACGCGAGCAAAAUGCUCAAGUUGAAAUAAAAUCGAUCUUCAAAACUCCCUUCCCAGAAGCAGACGGCACGAUUGAUUUAUUAGUCCCGUCGACCCAAAAGUGCGCAGUGCAGGUUAAUGGAAAACUGAAGUUUGCGGUGGAAAUACCAAUUCCGGAAGGGGGGAUAGAGGGGGAGGCAUUGAGGAAGUGGGUGGUGGAGAGGGUUUUCGAGACGGAGGAGGGGAGGGCCAGGUUUGGGAGAGGGGAGCAUGAGGAUAAGGAUACACUGGAUGGGGGGGCGAAGAGGGUCGUGGUGGUGGGGAGGGGGAAGUUGGUUAAUUUUGUGAUGUAG
Sclerotinia borealis F-4128 is the source of this 3036-nucleotide messenger RNA. Lineage: Eukaryota; Fungi; Ascomycota; Leotiomycetes; Helotiales; Sclerotiniaceae. The record is from the annotation of a GenBank genome assembly.